GCCAUGGCGGGCGGGCCGCCCGUGCUGCUGGGGCUGCGCGACGCCGCCAUGGCGGGGCCGGGCCCGGCCGGGCCGCUCCCGGCGUGGGCCACCAACAAGCUGGGCGGCACCGCGGACUGGGCGCCGGCCGUGCGGGCGGGCCCGCCGCGGUGCGCGCGGUGCGGGCGGGCGCUGCUGCUGCUGGUGCAGGUGUACUGCCCGCUGGAGCGCGGCCCCGCGCACCGCGCCCUCCACGUGUUCGCCUGCGCCGCGCCGCGCUGCUGGGGAGCCGCCCGCAGCUGGAAGGUGCUGCGCUCCCACUACUCGCAGGCCCAGGAUAAACAAACCCGAGCUCUCGGCGUGCAACAGAAACAAGAAUCGAACUUAGCUGCAAAGGAUUGGUGUGAAGAUGCAGAUGACUGGGGAGCAUGUGAUGGAGCACAGGCUCCUGCAUGUGCUUCCCUUGAGCUGCUUGGCCUAAAGGAAGCCGUGAGCAACGAGGUGGAGUGUGCAUGCCAGCUCCAGCAGCUCCACCUGUCAGAGCCUGCCCAUGGCCCAGGUGCCCCGGACACCCAUCCUGCAGCCAGUGAGGACAUGGAUGGCCCAGGUGCCCAGGACACCCAUCCUGCAGCCUGUGAGGACAUGGAUGGCCCAGGUGCCCAGCACACCCAUCCUGCAGCCAGUGAGGACAUGGAUGGCCCAGGUGCCCAGCACACCCAUCCUGCAGCCAGUGAGGACAUGGUGAUGGCAGUGGCUGGUUCAGCUCCUGUGUUCCAGCCCUUCUACGUGAAUGUUGUGGAUGAGGAAGACUACAUGGGUUUCCUUGACACAGAUCAUGCAGAUAAGCUACUGAAGGAGUAUCAGCAGAGAGAGGGUGUUGAUUUGGAGCAGAUGAUGUCAGAAAGUUAUGAGGGUGAAGAUGGUAAUGAAAAAUAUGAGAAGAGUGAAGUGAAAAACUGGGACCACACAUUCCAUAAAUUCCUGAAAAGAAUAUCUGUAUGUCCUGAACAGAUUCUAAGAUACUCUUGGGGUGGCCAGCCUUUAUUCAUCACGUGUCCUCCAGCCAACCUGGACCAGGCUAUUCCAGCCUGCAGUACCUGUGGAAGCAGCAGAGUGUUUGAGUUCCAGCUGAUGCCCACGCUGGUCAGCAUGCUCCAGAGUGACUCAGAUCUGUCAGUGGAAUUUGGAACUGCUAUAGUUUACACAUGUGAGAGAAGCUGUUGGCCGACAAAUCAUCAAACUCCUCUUGAAGAAUUUAUUUUUGUACAAGAAGACCCGGAUCAGAGAUUAUUUAAAUAAAUUGUAUUUGUCUGAAUAGA
Molecule: messenger RNA, 1298 nt
Organism: Taeniopygia guttata (zebra finch)
Lineage: Eukaryota; Metazoa; Chordata; Aves; Passeriformes; Estrildidae
Gene: PDCD2L
Product: programmed cell death 2 like
Biological process (GO): apoptotic process
Cellular component (GO): cytoplasm
Source: RefSeq, a predicted model, not a curated record